Messenger RNA from Pseudo-nitzschia multistriata, 2565 nucleotides. Lineage: Eukaryota; Bacillariophyta; Bacillariophyceae; Bacillariales; Bacillariaceae. The record is from the annotation of a GenBank genome assembly.
UGAACGAGGAUUUCCAGCUGGCUCAGCAAAUACCGUUGCCGAGAACAUUCUGGAUCAAAUAUCUUCCCAAUAUUGUACAUAAUUCUUUGGCAAUUGUAGGUCCUACCAUGUCGGGAGACACAAAAAAUAGUAGUGCAAACAAUGAUGAUGAGUCAAGCAGCGAUAAGUUUUCGGGUUGGACCUGCGAUCAGAUUACCCCCGACUUGUGCGAUCUUAUUGUGACGGAAGGGAGGAUUCCGAUCCGGGAGGAUGGGCUCUAUGUUCACUAUUGGAAGUACUCUUCCGCAGAUAAUGUCAACAGCGUUGACAACGACAACGAGCAAGUACCAUCACCGCCGCCGCUGUAUCCGGUGGUGGUCCUGCACGGUGGCCCGGGAAUGCCGCACAACUAUAUGCUUCCCCUGAAGCAAUUGGCAUGCCGUCCCGAUCGGUACGGCCGCACACGGGACAUCUAUUUCUACGACCAGGGAGGAUGCGGCGAAUCGGUCCAUCCGGUCUCGAACAGAAGCACUCAAAACGCUUCGAACAGCCAAGACCACGCCAAUACUCUGGUGGACGAGCAUCCCUACCUUUUGGAUCCCAUGUACUAUGCGACCGUCGAAUUGCCCAAAGUUCUGGACCAUCUGCUCGGUAGCAACAGCAACAGCGGGGGAUACCAUCUGGUCGCCAACAGCUGGGGGACCAUCCUGGCCCAGUACUUUGUGCUCGACUACUACAACCCCAAGAGAGAGGCUGCGCACCAGCAAGGGGGCAUCGACGCAGGAACCGAUCCGUCCCUUUUCCCGGAGCUCGCUUCGAUGACCCUGUCGGGGCCACUCUCGGACGGGGACCUGUACGUUCGUUCGCAGUGGGCGGAUGCGGAGGACGGGGGAUACAACAACCUUGGGCAGCUACCCCCCUUUGUGAGGAACCGGAUCCACGGUCUGGAGAAGGGGAACGCCUACGGGUCGGCCGAGUACCAGGCGAUCGACGAGAGCCUCACCGGCCGCUUCACCUGUCGGAUCGUACCUGCGCCGGACUGCUUCGCGGUGUCGGCGUCGGGACCGGGGCUCAACGAGGACGUGUACGUUGGGAUCCAGGGCCCGUCGGAGUUCACCCUGGGCGGUGUGCUCGAGGGAUUCAACCUCACCGGUCGGCUCCCUGCGAUCGAAGUCCCCGUUCUGCUUACCUCGGGGGCCUUUGACACAAUGCGGCCACCGGUGGUCGAUGCCCUCUACCAAGCCCUCCCGUUGGCCGAGUGGACAAUGUCGGAAUUCUCAGGCCACGUGACCAUGAUCGACGACGCCGGAUGGACCAACGGCGUGGUCGACGAUUUUUUGGGACGGGUGGAGGGAGCCACCACCCCACUUGGCAGCAACGGCAACGGCAGCUCGUCGUCGUUUCGUCCGAUCCCCGAGCGGUGUGGGCCUGCUGGCUGUGUUCCAAAAGAAACCGCGGUCCGCAACGCACGUGGAAUCGUGGGAGAUGCAACUAUCGACGGAACGGGCAUCGGUGACAAUCCCGUGAUCGUCUCCUUUCUGUCCCUGAUCGCUGGCCUUGUGAUUGGGAGGUACCUUCUUCCGACCAAUUUCAGCAGCAGGAGAGUAGCCGAAGGAUACGAAUCGAUCUAGCAAAACGCCAUGCCGAGUCAUCGAGCUCUGGAGCAGAAAGGUUCCGAAACAACGCGACUUGCCAAGGUGGAACGGAUUUCUCUGUUUCUGUCAUGGGUGUCUCGUAUGCAGCACUAUAUUGUGCAAUUUCUAAGUUUGCAUAGGAGUUGCAUCGUUGGAAACGACAAAGGAGCCAAGCCAACACCCCAUCGAAUUUUCUAUUCAAAGAAAGUAGUGAAUAUACGACGAAUGGAGGUUUGUAGACCGAAAAUUUUCGUCAAUGGGCAAAAAAUAGUUCUAAAUCUACACAAAACACUCAAUACAAUAAUCAGUUCAAAUGCACUAUCGCUGGUCUAUCACGCUGUUGCCAUUGCGAUUGUGUGAAAGUUGCGCACCGCUUGCUCAGUCGGCAAACCUCGCGCAAAAGUGGACAUGGUGGCUCGCAAACAGGUCGAUGGCGGGCAUCAGCUGCUCGUCGGGCGGGAGAAAGGUCGUGCGGAAGCCGUACCGUCCUUCUUUUUGGCCAAAGCCGCUCCCGGGGACGACGCAGAUCCCGGUUUCCUCUAGGAGCGACAGGCAGUAGAAAGUAUCGGGGGUCAUGUCGUUUGCUUCGGCGUGUGCGAUGGCCCUCGGAGGAAUGUCUAUCCUGGGGAAGGCGUACAUGGCCCCCUCCGCCGGAUUGCACGAUAUGCCGUCCACUUUGUUGAGUCCCUCGACGAGUGCUCGCGAUCGGCGCUGGAGUCCUUCGAAAAUAUCCUUUUCUUCCCUAGCGAACAAUUUGUAGGACUCGUCGCCGGGCUUUGGUGGAUUUACCAUCAGGCUCGUCAUGAUCUGACCCGAUACCGUGGAACACAAGGAGCACGACGCGAGUUUGAACAGUUGGGACUGAACGUAGUCGUCGAUGUUGUGGAGCUCCAUGUAACCACCUCUCCGUCCGCAUUCUCCGAUCAAUCCUUUGCUCGUGGAAUGAAAGCUC